Molecule: messenger RNA, 216 nt
Organism: Alternaria triticimaculans
Lineage: Eukaryota; Fungi; Ascomycota; Dothideomycetes; Pleosporales; Pleosporaceae
Exons: 1
Coding region: 1-216 (71 amino acids)
Source: RefSeq, a predicted model, not a curated record
AUGCACGACCCCGUCGCCUCAGCAAAAGCCCAAGAAGCAACCCACCAAUACACCUUCCGCCCCGCAACCCCCGCCGACAUACCCUCCCUGCAAUCCAUGAUUGCAUCCUCCCUCCGCAGCCUGGGAAAAGGGUACUAUACAGACGCCGAGCUCGACGGCUCAAUAGGCUACCUCUUCGGUCCAGAUUCCGUUCUCAUCAAAGACCAGUACGUAUAA